Messenger RNA from Phacochoerus africanus (Common warthog), 1176 nucleotides. Its product is annotated as melanoma-associated antigen B10-like. The coding region runs from base 1 to 1176 and encodes 391 amino acids. The record is from RefSeq and is a predicted model, not a curated record. Gene Ontology annotation, biological process: negative regulation of transcription by RNA polymerase II. Gene Ontology annotation, cellular component: nucleus. Lineage: Eukaryota; Metazoa; Chordata; Mammalia; Artiodactyla; Suidae. The transcript has 5 exons.
AUGCCUCGGGGUCAGAAGAGUAAGCAACGUGCCCGUGAGAAACGCCGCCAGGCCCGAGAGGAUCCUGGGGAUCUGGGUCUUCAGAGAGCUACAGCUGUUUCAUACACUGAGUCCAUCUACAGAAGUGGUCUAGAUGAGAAGGUGGUUAUAUUGGUGUACUACCUGCUGUACAAAUAUCAAAUGAAAGAGCCUAUUACCAAGGGAGAUAUGGUGAGAAAUAUAAUCCAGACAUAUAGAAAUCACUUCCUUGAGAUCCUCAAGAGAGCUUCUGAGCACCUGGAGAUGGUCUUUGGCCUUGACCUGAAGGAAGUGGAUCCUUAUCGCCGCAUCUAUGUCCUUGUCAACAAGCUGGACCUAAGCUACAAUGCAAGGCUGAGUGAUGACAGAGGGGUUCCCAAAACAGGGCUGUUGAUGGCUGUUCUGGGUGUGAUAUUCACUAAGGGCAACCGUGCCACUGAAGAGCAAGUCUGGCAAAUAUUGAAUGUGAUGGGGUUAUAUAAGGGGAGAAAGCACUUCAUUUUUGGGGAGCCUAGGAAGCUCAUCACCAAAGAUUUGGUGCAGGAAAAUUACCUAGAGUACCGCCAGGUGCCUGAUAGUGAUCCUCCUCGCUAUGAGUUCCUGUGGGGCCCAAGAGCCCACGCUGAAACGAGCAAGAUGAAAGUUCUCGAGUUUGUGGCCAAGAUCCAUGAUACGGUCCCCACUGCUUUCCCCACCUGGUAUGAGGAGGCUCUGAGAGAUGAGGAAGAGAGAGCCCGAGCCAGAGCUGCAGCCAGGGCUCGCACUGCUGCCAUAGCCAGUGCACGCUCCAAGGCCAUGGCCAGCUGUUCCUCCCGACCCAGCUUCCUGGCUACCUCUGUCUUUGCCUGUAUCUUGGUUCUGAGUAUUCUGAGGCUUGGUCAGCUAAAGAUAAAAGACAUCUACCAGACAGUUGAGAGGUUUACUGAUUGUUUCCUCACCUAUGUCACAUCUACUAAUGAGCCUGUCAAAGCGCCCAUCACGGUCGUGGGACCCUCCCUUGCACUGCAAUUUUCCUGGCUGUAUCUAGGUUGGGACUUUUACCAAUUUUCUGCGCGGUUUGCAGUAGAGAAACAGCGUUUUCACAAAAUUAGUAUUACCAAGGAAGCCUUUAAAGAAGCAGCCAAGAGGAGGACACCCUACUCCCUGCAUACACCAUAA